AAGAGGCAGCACAGCAGGUGCAGGUGCCCAAUGCCGAGAGAGAGAGGCGCGAUCCAAAGUCUGAUCCUCCUCCUGCCUGCGCGCCGCAAAAAUCCUGUGGAGCCAGAGCCCACGGCAGCCAGCGACACCAAAAGCGCAAGCUUCCAAAGCCGCCCCGCCGCGCCGCGCCGCGCCACACCGCCCGGGCACGCAUCCCAAAGACCGACGCCGUCGCCAACCUCUCCUUCGCUCCCAACCGCUCUUUUCUCCCUUUUAUUCCUCCCUCCCUUUCCGCGCUCGCGCGCCCCCCACCACUCGCCGCGCCGGCGCCGGACGGCCGUGACGGCGGCGGAACCCUAGAGCCGGCCGUCGGGAGCUUCGGCGGCGCUCGGUCCGUUGGGUCGAUGGCGUCGUGCGGGUGCCUGGUGGUCGAGAAGGUGGACGACCACGGCGGCGACGCCAGGGGGAACGGCAACGGCAACGGGAGGGGGCGGGCCGAGUGCUGGUGCGGCUCCUGCGCGGGGGCGCGCCGGCGGCUCGAGACCAUGUUCCCCAUCUACGUCAUGGGGACCUCGCGCGCGCGCGGCCUGCUCGACUCCGCCGCCGGGGACCCCAUAUGGGAGGCCGUCAAGUCCGAGGCCAAGUCCGAGGCAGAGAAGGAACCUAUUUUAAGUAGCUUCUUAUACGCGAGCGUAUUAUCUCACGACUGUCUGGAGCGAGCGUUGAGCUUCGUCCUUGCAAACAGGCUUGAAGACCCAACACUGCUUGCUACUCAGCUAAUUGACAUCUUUAAUGAUGUCAUGAUGAACAACGUAGAUAUACGCCGUUCCAUUCGCCUCGAUGCACAGGCCUUCAAAGGCAGAGAUCCUUCAUGUGCACAAUAUAGCUGGGCCCUAUUAUACUUAAAGGGUUACCAUUCCUUGCAGUCGUAUAGGAUAGCUCAUGUGUUAUGGAAUCAAGGGCGUAAGGUUUUGGCGCUGGCACUGCAAAGUCGUAUUAGUGAGGUUUUUGCAGUGGAUAUACACCCAGCUGCCAAAAUUGGGGAGGGGAUAUUGUUGGAUCAUGGAACAGGUCUAGUCAUUGGUGAAACUGCAGUUAUUGGCAAUUGGGUUUCAUUAAUGCAGGGUGUUACGCUUGGAGGUACUGGCAAGGAACAUGGAGAUAGGCACCCCAAGAUCGGUCAGGGAGCGCUUCUUGGAGCUGGUGCUACCAUCCUCGGCAACAUAAGCGUAGGCGAAGGUGCCAUGAUCGCAGCUGGUUCCCUUGUUUUAAAGGAUGUACCUCCCCACAGCAUGGCGGUUGGAAAUCCUGCAAAGGUAGUUGGCUACACAGAGAAGGAAGAUCCUUCUUUAAGUAUGAAGCAUGACGCAAGGCGGGAUUAUUUCGAGCACGUCGCUGGUAGUUUCGCAGAUGAUAGAUCCAACGGAAAGUGUCUUCUCUGCAGGAAGUGCUAUGAAGUGAAACUUGGAUGAAGUGGCGACACAAGGAAUGCAUCUCUCUUGACGUCCCUACUUCCUGGAGCAGGAGCACGCCGGUGGAUGUUUGGUGACGCAUGAGUGCUUCUCCUCUUCGCGAGGAACCCUCUUGUGAGGCCACACACGCAGGCUAGUCUCCCGGGGUCUCCUGAACCUCCCCCAGAUGUAUAUUUUGAUGCGCCCUUUUAACUGGUGCAGUAAUGUGGAGACAUUUUGUUGUAAAGCUGGAAGGGAUGGUACAAGUCUUUUGAAGAGAUCUCCAGCUGCAAUACUGCAUACCUCGGUGUAGCGUUUGUGACCGUUCUGAAUCAGCAGAAAAAUAAGUAAGUUGACAUUGAA
Messenger RNA from Lolium perenne, 1793 nucleotides. Its product is annotated as probable serine acetyltransferase 2. Gene Ontology annotation, molecular function: L-serine O-acetyltransferase activity. Gene Ontology annotation, cellular component: cytoplasm. Lineage: Eukaryota; Viridiplantae; Streptophyta; Magnoliopsida; Poales; Poaceae. The record is from RefSeq and is a predicted model, not a curated record.